GAAAAUCUCAUUGCUCACUGAUUUAAAAGUUUUUACUUUUAAUUCGACUGUAAAAUUUCUUUCAUUUUGACGUUCUCGUGUAACCGUGUACGCCUAAGUCGCAAAUGUAAACAAACACUUUGGUGGGUCCGGUGGUGCUGGUGAGUCUAGGACGUAAAGCAAAGCCGACCGCGGCAGCAGCCAGGACUCGGACGCGGAAACCUUCGUGAGCCAAACAGCAGCAGCGGAACGCCUUCGAAGGAGGGUGGUGCAGGAGCGGGACGAGGUCGAGUGCUCGAAAAGGACAAGGCCGGCUUCCUGCAGGAACUGCAGCUGUUCCACGGCCGGAAUGCGUAAGAAGGAAGCUUGGGAUGAGAGGUAGGAAUGUGGAUUCGCACCGGUUGUAUUGGGUGGUGGUGGCCCGGGAUUGGUGGUUGAAGGUCAAUUCGCGUGAGGACUGGGGCGAGAUCAUCGAGGAGAUGGCGCUGCCAAGCGUUGCAUGAACAACGAGAUUGCGUUGAAGAAGAUUAACUUCCGGUUUUUGGACAAGUACGCGAAAGUUUAUUUUCACGAUGGGCCUCCGACGAAGAGGAGGACGACGAAAAGCUACAUAAUCGGAAGUGGUCAGCGCAGAUGUUGCACUCGGUGCCGGCGGUUUACAGCACCGCAACUUCCCGCCCACAAACACUCACGUCUCGACGGCGCAGCUUCAGCCGAAUGAAUCUGGACAGUGAGCCAAAAAAAAUCUGUGUCAUUCUCGAAGCUGCUCAAAAUCGAACUCCGUUCCGAGGGCCUCAUCAACUCUAUGUUCCGGAUGCGCUUCCAGGAUCGGGAACUCCCCGUUCAGGCACUUUACUUUCCAGCCGGGAAACGUCGACCACCCUUCCCGAAUCAAUGGCCAACUCCUCCAAGACUGUCCUGAUUGAGGCCGGAAACGUGACCAUCGUGUUACACUGCUGUCGCGCGUCGAAGCCUCCAUCCGGAACCGUCCAGCCUGGGGUAUUCGGAAGUGACCGGUGGCGUACCGUAUGAAGCAGAAGCUAGAGGAGAAUCGUUAAAUACAAAAAAAGUGUUUUUCUAACAUACUGUUUAAUUUUUUUUUAAAUAAAUGUAAAAAACCAAGCACAUUUUUCUGAAAUUAUCCCUGUAGUGCUAAAUGUUGUGUAUUCUUGCCAUAAAAGGUUUCUUUUCCAAUUAAAAGUAAAAUAUUUUUACCAAUACAACGAUUUUGUUCCAUAAA
Molecule: messenger RNA, 1219 nt
Organism: Culex quinquefasciatus (southern house mosquito)
Lineage: Eukaryota; Metazoa; Arthropoda; Insecta; Diptera; Culicidae
Exons: 3
Coding region: 613-1011 (132 amino acids)
Source: RefSeq, a predicted model, not a curated record